Molecule: messenger RNA, 459 nt
Organism: Lacerta agilis (Sand lizard)
Lineage: Eukaryota; Metazoa; Chordata; Lepidosauria; Squamata; Lacertidae
Gene: RPL37
Product: ribosomal protein L37
Exons: 4
Coding region: 130-423 (97 amino acids)
Biological process (GO): translation
Cellular component (GO): ribosome; cytosolic large ribosomal subunit
Molecular function (GO): structural constituent of ribosome; RNA binding
Source: RefSeq, a predicted model, not a curated record
CUCCCCCUCCGCAUGCCAAUUCAGGGAGCCUAUUCAGCGGUUGCGCUUCCUUCGCCGGAAGCCGCGGCGAGGAUAUUGCGGAAGUCAGGGGCGGAGCUAGCUCUCUUUCGUUGUGGCGGCUGAAGGAAGAUGACGAAAGGAACAUCCUCCUUUGGAAAGCGUCGCAAUAAGACGCACACUUUGUGCCGUCGAUGUGGGUCCAAGGCCUAUCAUCUCCAGAAGUCCACCUGUGGAAAAUGUGGAUAUCCUGCUAAACGCAAGAGAAAGUAUAACUGGAGUGCUAAGGCCAAGAGACGCAAUACUACCGGAACUGGCCGUAUGAGGCAUCUGAAAAAGGUCUACCGCAGAUUCAGGAAUGGAUUCCGUGAAGGAACAGCGCCAAAGCCCAAGAGAGCUGCUGUUGCAGCAUCCAGCUCAUCUUAAGGACUCAAAUGUCUUUUUAAAAUAAAUGGCCUGAAC